Aphanomyces invadans is the source of this 1147-nucleotide messenger RNA. RefSeq lists its product as hypothetical. Bases 47 to 1045 code for a protein of 332 amino acids. The record is from RefSeq and is a predicted model, not a curated record. The transcript has a single exon. Lineage: Eukaryota; Oomycota; Saprolegniomycetes; Saprolegniales; Verrucalvaceae.
GGUCAUUGUGUGUUCCGGCAAUCGGUUGUCGUAGGGAGGCGAGGCCAUGAAGACGGAAUCGAACGUGCGAAAGAGAGGAGCUGCCGCCGCUGCUAGCGAGAUGCAUCCGUGGACAAAAGACUUUCAUUCGAUCGACCUAGGUGCAUCGACGAACAAGACCCAGAAAUCGCAAGAGCACAGCGAGUACUUUAGCGUGCAUUGGAUCCUGGCACCGCUCCUGCUGUCGUGGGGCGUGUGGAACUGCAUCAUGGUGCCCCAUGUCCUCAACAUAUUGGCUGCAAUUUCAAUCGGCGCAUUGAUCUUGUUCUCCAUGGUGGCCACGCCCGCGCCGACGUCGUCCACGUCAGACGACAGAGACAUGCACAACGAUCCAGGCAACAACAUGAAGUUCCGCAUCAACUUGCUUCCGUCCAUGAACGCAUGGUUGUCCUAUCUAUCUCGAACUUCGAUCGACACGCGCAAGCCUGACGAACCACCGAUGCUGCGCUUGCAUCGAUCAACAUCGACGACAUCGACUUUUUCGUCUGACAGUGAGCUCGAAUUUGCCGUUCGCUGCUCCGAGUCGACCAUUGCGAUCGACGACGACUUUGACAUGUACCAGGACGAUGUGUGCGACCCCGAAGACGAUGAGGUUGUCUGGGUAGCCCCUGACGCCCUCAACUGUUGGAUGGUGGCACCAGCAGCCGCAAAGGCCCCAUCACAACCACUUGAGCCCCCAGUCGACUCCAUCAUCACCGAAGAAGGGCCACGAGAAAGGAAGGACCGAAGUACCCCCGACGUCCCAGUCGCCACAAAGCGAAAGGUGCGUGAGGAGCCAACUUCUACCAGCGGACGACCUGUGUCGACGAAACGGCUCAUCGUUGCAAGCCCACCGAGGCGCCUCCCCAAGUCGUCCCUGUGUCGGUCUCCAGACGUCCGGCGCAUGAUGGAAGAGCUUGAGCGCAUGCAAGAGGAGAGCGAUGCGCUGGUCGUGGCAGCGGAGUCGGUCGGUCUUGGCUCGCGAUGUACAAUGAACGAGCGCCUUCGGCGCAUGCGUCGGGCGUGAAGUGGGAAUAAAAGUUUCGAAAAAAAUUAAACGUGAUAUGUUAAAAUGAUAAAACAACCCAAGAAGUCAAAAAAAAACUAAAUAUGUUCGGUGUAUCAGUGG